Messenger RNA from Stegostoma tigrinum, 3358 nucleotides. RefSeq names its product C1q and TNF related 1 (gene c1qtnf1). The record is from RefSeq and is a predicted model, not a curated record. Gene Ontology annotation, molecular function: protein binding. NCBI's taxonomy places the organism in Eukaryota, Metazoa, Chordata, Chondrichthyes, Orectolobiformes, Stegostomatidae. The transcript is spliced from 3 exons. The coding region runs from base 210 to 1127 and encodes 305 amino acids.
UGGUAUGCAUUGAAGAGGAUUUGAAGAAUUGCACAAGUCUCAGUUUCAGCCUCUGUAAUCUGGAAUCUGCUUCAGAAUCCCAGGUCUUUGAGCCAGCAAGGAGUCUGGGGACAAAAAGCUGAGAUGUAACAACACAACAUUUAGAGGAAGUUUUGUUUCGGAGGAAGAAGAAACGCCUUUUCACUCCGAGGAUUGAUACUGCGGUGGUAAUGCAGUCAAGCAUGAAUAUCCAUUUGGCUCUCCUGCUGACAAUUGAAGUCUCACUGUUCCUGGUUUGUGUUGAUGGAUUCUUAACUAGAAACCCAUUAGUACCAGACACUGAGCUGCCUCACAAUGAACAAAAGGGACAAGAACAUUAUGACCACUCAGACGCUGAAUCAGAUAUAUAUGAACCCAAGAAAGAUUGGCUUCAUGCAGAAUCAAACCAGCCCAAAAACGACGCUGUAGGAAGUGAAACUGCCCGAUGCGUCCAAUGCUGCGAUCGCCCACCUCAUCGCAGGCAGCGUUACCAUUACUACAAUGAGGAUCCACCAGAAUUUCAAGCUAUCCCUCAAAUCAACCUGACCAUUCUCAAAGGUGAGAAGGGUGACAAAGGGCCACGUGGAAAUUAUGGCAAAGAUGGAAAAAUGGGACACCCUGGACUCCGUGGUCCGGCAGGUUCCAAAGGUGCAAAGGGGAAUACAGGACGGUUUGGAGAGCCAUGUAAAAUGUAUUACGCAGCUUUCUCUGUUGGCCGAAAGAAAGAACUACACAGUAACAAUUACUACCAGACAUUGGUGUUUGAUACUGUAUAUGUCAAUCUAUAUGAUCAAUUUAAUAUGUUCACAAGCAGAUUUUACUGCUCCAUCCCAGGUAUUUAUCACUUUAGCUUAAAUGUACACACCUGGAAUCAGAAGGAAACCUAUAUGCACAUCAUGAAGAAUGAGCAGGAAGUUGUCAUUCUCUAUGCUCAGCCCAGCGAUCGCAGCAUCAUGCAAAGUCAGAGUAUUAUGAUGGAUCUGAAGCAGAAUGAUGAAGUCUGGAUUCGCUUGUUUAAGGGAGAACGGGAGAAUGCCAUCUUCAGUGAUGGCUUUGAUACGUAUAUCACCUUUAAUGGCUACCUGAUUAAACCAAACAGUGAGAAAUGAAUAAAUAAUUAAACCAGUAGCACUUCAAUGAAUAGAGAGGUCUGUCAUUCGAAAGCAAUAAGGAAGCUUACAAAAGGGAAACUCCAGCCUUCUGUUAUAAAAGUUGUUUUAUAUCUCUUAUCUUGAUUUUUAUAGUAGCUAAAAUCAUUUUUGUUACUUGUUAUAUUCUUUUUACUCAGCCUUUCCAAAACACAGAAAUCGAUACCUGUUUUUGUGGCUUGCUUUCAUUCCAUGGUGCUAUAAUAGGCACUGUCAGUCUUAUCACUUUGUGCAGUUUUGUUCAUUCAGAGAAAGCAGUGAAGAUCCCGAUCUCCCCUGUAAUGUAGAAAACAAGAAUGCUGCUCUCUGUGGCUGUCAUUAAAGUUUCCAAGUAUGGGGAAUGUCACAAUUAAACAGGCUGGUUUUAUAACCUGUAUAUGUGCAUCCAAUUUAUAUUCUGUUAUCAAACUAUCACGUAAAUAGCUGGAAGUGAGUUAUCGUUCAUCAUUGUCUGAGUUCAUGUAAAUAAGAUUGUUAUGAUUUUAUUUUAUGGGAUGAAAUCACCACAACAAAAUCAAAACCUCCACUUUGUUCUUACUUUGAGGGGCAAUUUUAGUAUAACCUGUGGGUCCAGAUUUAACCAUCAUUUUUCAAUCAUCAAAAUCAAUAUGGAGUGAUAUUUAAAAAGGAUUUAAAACUAGUAAUCUACUUGUGCAGCAAGUUAUUUUAAAAUUAACCACAAUAAUAAAGUUUAAGAUCUCUUGAGUAAGUUAACAAUGAUCUUAUCAAUCAGGGAAGGUAAUAGCCUAGUAGUCCAGAGACCCAGGUAAUGUUCUGGGGGCCUGGGUUCAAAUUCUGCCUUGGCAGUUGGUGGAAUUAAGAGUCUAAUGAUGACCAUUAAUCCCUGGCUGAUUACUGGGGGUGGGGGGAUAUACCAUCUGGUUCACUAAUGUCCUUUAGGGAAGGAAACUGCCAUCCUUACCUAGUCUGGCCUAGAUAUAACUCCAGACCCACGGCAAUGUGGUUGACUUGUAACUGCCCUCUGGUCAAUUAGGGAUAGGCAAUAAAUGCUGGCCUAGUCAGUGAUACCCUUAUCCUGGGAAUGAAUAAAGGGGGGAAAAAAUCCUUUUUAUUUGUCAGUCUUUCUCUUAAUUCCAGUUUUGUUCCGGGGUCAGUUAGCACAGUUGGCUGAAUGGUAGGUCUGCGGUGCAAAGCAAUACCAAUAGCAUCAGUUCAAUGCCUUCACUGGGUGAGGUUACCAUGAAGGACUCUCUUUCUCAACCUCUCCCCUCGCCUGAGGCACAGUGACCUUCGGGUUAAACUGGUUCAACGGUCAUCUAUCUCUCGUGACAGAGUAGCCCUAUGGUCCAGGAGGACUGUAGGGACCAUUACGUUUGGUUUUAAUUUUUCUUAUAUAUUAAUUUUUUUAUUUGUAAAAAUUGUUCCCCAUGAAAUGUAGCAAAUUACAUUACAUUCUGCCACUGCAAAACCCUUAGGCACUUAAUCUUUGAUUUUCCAUUUGGUUUUCGAUGAAAAACAAACCUAAGUUGGUCAAAGCUGGCUAGCAAUCAGCAUGAGAAAGCAUGCCAGAACUUCUCCUAUUUAUUCUUCAUGGGAGUAAGGAAAUUUUAACUUCUGGGACCCACCUGUAUGCUUGGAGUCAGCUACCCACGUCAUCUUGGCAGGAAGUGGUGUGAACCCUGCUAUGUUAUGGACACCCUACUUUGCAGCAAUCAAGCUAGUAUAGCCAUGUUUGUUCACAAUGAGCUCCUGUGGAACUUCAAUCCAAACAGAACUGUUGUCAGCCAUCCUUACAUGUCUCAUUUCCUUUGGCAUAAUUUCUAUGGCUACGUCUGAACUGCAGAGAUAGCUAUUGAACUCCUUCCAGACAUUGGGAGGGACCAAAUAAGCCCUCUGCCUUGAAAAAUCACAAAUCAUUUGAACUGUUCAUUUAAAUUCCGCAGAAGCACUUAAUUUCCGGCUUCAAAACAGGCAAUGUUUUAAUCCCAGGUAUUUACAUAGUUGGGAAUUCACCUUUUUGAUGUAAGUGAGACUGAUUACAGAAUUAAAAGAGUAGGUUCUAUGCAGUGUAGGCUGGGCAGAGGCUUUUCCUGAAAUUUCUGAUUCUGGUCGAGCUUGUUCCUGAGUGGAAAUUUACAACAACUGUGUUCCCGCUGUAACAAAAUAAACAUGCAAUAUUUGUGUGAGCAAACUAAACAGCCUGUAACAUUUGAUAAAUGCUUAUUUUCCCA